This is a messenger RNA of Paramecium octaurelia, 1225 nucleotides long. Lineage: Eukaryota; Ciliophora; Oligohymenophorea; Peniculida; Parameciidae. The record is from the annotation of a GenBank genome assembly.
AUGCACCCAAAAAAUAGCACAACCAAUUUUAUCACGGAUAGAACAACCAUAUCUAAGAAUUCCUGUGCAAAUAAAGCAAAAUAAAAUAGUAUUGUAUGGUUAUAAUGUUAGUACCAAUUUAUGAUGACUAUUAAUAUAAAACAGUAAUCUCCAAAUCAGAACAAGCAGAAAGACUAUUUCAUUCUUAACUAUUCGAUCCAACUGAGAGUCUAAAAUCAUAAAUAUAAGAAUUAAAGAGAUAAAUAAAAAUUAAAGAACUAAGCUAUGAUUAAAUUGCCUCUGCAUUUUAUUCGUCUUAGAAUAAGGUGGAAGAAUUAAAAGAGGCACUGGAAAUUUCUGAGAAGGAGAAGAAACUGUUAUAAAAUGAAAUCGAAGAGCAGAAUUAAAAUAUGGAGUACAAAUAUUUCGACAUUAAAUAAUAGCAAGAAUUGCAUACACUAUUUUAAAAUGAAAAUACUUAAUUAAAGUUAGAAGCAGUGUAGGUAUGCAAAAUGAGUAAUUUAGUUAAAAGAUACUAUAUUAAGAUUGCAAAGUGAUAAUAAACAACUGAAAGAGUAAUUGGAUACCUUAUUAACAAGUUCAUAGAGUUGCGAAAGAAAGGGUAGUUCAAGAAUGUCUUUUGAUUAUUUAUUAAAUGAUCAAGAUUAAUCGCAAUUAGGUCAAUCAAUUUCGGUUAAUGCUUCUGCAAAUUGUGAAAAACAUUGUAAUUGUGCAAAACGACUAAUUUUUAUAUAAGGAGAGCUAAAAAAGAGUCAAACUCAAUUAAAAGAGAAGGAUCAAUUGAUUGCUAAAUUGACUGAACAGAAUUUAGGAAUGUAGACGACUCAGAAUAGAUAAUCUAAAACUCAACGAAAAUAAAAUCUAUUUGGGACUCCAAUAACAGAAUUAGAAAAGAGAGAACCAACAUAGACAAGAGAUGAAUAAAAUGAUACAUUUCGUUAAUUAAAUGGGUAUAUGAGUGAUAAGCAUUUCAAAGAUUGUGAUUAUGCAUAAGAUUCUCAAAUGCCAGUAAUUAAUUAGAAUUAUGUAGUUAAAAACAUCAUCAAGUGCUAGAUCAGUAUUAAUGAAUAAAACUAAAAAAGAAGUUGAGCAGAUGUAUCGUAAAAUGAAUUCGUCUGCUCUCUUUACUGCUAGUGUAUUCUCAACUAUGUUAGAUUAUAAAAAUUUACAUUAUAACUCUGGAUAAUUCGGAAGUAAAUGUCUCAACUCUACAAAAAAGUCAUGA